UCCAACUCUAAUUCUCCUCUCUUUAUUCCAUGCAUUCCGUUAACCUUCGAUUUCUGAUCUACAUGUGAAAAUUCUCUAUGGAUUCUCAUUUAAUUCCGCCGAUAUCACAACUUUUCUGUUCAGUCUGAACCAUCUGCUACUGAAUUAGGGUUCUACGCAACGGAAAAGGAAGGGGAUCGCUAGGGUUCUUCUCAAAGCACACUUAAUCGAGAGAGAAAGAGAUAGACAGCGAUGGCGGAAGUGCGUGGGUCUGAUUUUCAGAUAUAUAACACCAUGACGAAACAGAAGGAGAAAUUCGUGCCCUUAGUUCCUGGCAAAGUCGCCAUGUACGUCUGUGGCGUUACAUCUUAUGACUUCAGUCAUAUUGGUCACGCUCGUGCCUAUGUCGCCUUCGAUGUUCUCUUUCGGUAUUUGAAACAUUUGGGCUAUGAAGUUAAAUAUGUCCGAAACUUCACUGAUGUAGAUGACAAGAUUAUCAAAAGAGCCAAUGAGCUUGGGGAGGAUCCACUAGCUUUAAGUGGUAGAUUUUGCCAAGAGUUUCUAAUCGACAUGGCUGAUCUUCAAUGCUUGCCUCCUAAUGAACAACCUCGUGUCUCAGAUCACAUGGAUCAAAUAAGAGAUAUGAUAUCAAAGAUAAUUGACAACAAUUGGGCUUAUCCUGUAGAUGGAGAUGUCUAUUUUUCAGUUGGAAUUCCUCCCAAUAAUUUUCCCAAUUACGGGAGGUUAUCAGGGAGAAAGCCUGAAGACAAUAGAGCUGGUGAACGUAUUGCUAUUGAUUCAAGAAAAAGAAAUCCAGCUGAUUUUGCAUUGUGGAAAGCUGCUAAGCCAGGGGAGAUCAGUUGGGAGAGCCCGUGGGGCCCGGGAAGGCCAGGGUGGCAUAUUGAAUGCAGUGCAAUGAGUGCAACUUAUUUAACAGAAAAAUUUGAUAUUCAUGGUGGUGGAAUGGAUCUAAUCUUUCCACAUCAUGAAAAUGAGAUUGCUCAAAGCUCUGCUGCAUGUCCAAAUAGUAAUAUCACUUACUGGAUGCACAACGGUUUUGUCACUGCAAAUGAUGAAAAAAUGUCAAAAUCCAUUGGCAACUUUUUUACUAUUCGUGAGGUGACUAAAUUAUAUCACCCACUUGCUUUGAGGCAUUUCUUGAUGGGCACACAUUAUCGUUCUCCAGUCAAUUACUCAAUUUCUCAAAUCGAGAUCUCCUCAGAAUCCAUCUUUUAUAUUUAUCAGACUCUGGAAGAUUGUGAGAGUGCUGUUGCACAAGAAAAGGAUUUGGCUGCUACUGUUUCUGGUGGGAAAAAAUAUCCAUCGACUGCUGAUGCCCAAAAGUGUAUUACAGAUCUUAAAACUCACUUUGAAAAAAAAAUGUCUGAUGAUUUACACACACCUUCUAUUCUCAAUGACGCUCUCCAAGAAGCCUUAAGAUUGCUCAAUAAAAUACUAAGCAUGCUCAAGAAAAAGCUUCAAAAACCACAGAAGUUAUCAUACAUUCAGUCGCUGGUUGAGUUGGAGAAAGAAGUGAGGGACGUUUUAGACGUUUUAGGACUGCUUUCCAGUUCUACAUAUACCGAGGUUUUGAAGCAGUUGAAAGAGAAAGCAUUGAAGAGAGCUGAGUUGAGUGAAGAGGACAUAUUACAACGUAUUGAAGAACGUGCAUUGGCUAGAAAGAACAAAGAUUUCUUACGUGGUGAUCAAAUCAGGAGUUAUUUGACUUCAAAAGGUAUUGCUUUGAUGGAUGUUGGGAAGGACACCAUUUGGCGCCCAUGUGUGCCAGCUGGCGCAGAAGAAGAAAACCCGACACAGACUCUGGUCAAGGCAUCAGAUGGUCAACUGCCGGGCCCACCUGACACCUCAGAUGGUCAACUUUCCAAGUCAGCUGCGGUGUUGACUCUGUGAACUAGAAACCUUCUUCUAAGAGUUAUUAUGAUGAAUACUUGUGUUUUAAUUUGUGAUAUGUUGGAAGCCUUGUUAGAAGGGCAACAAUGGUAAUAUUGACAUUUUUGUUGGGGUAUAUUUUUUUUCUUCAAAAAUUAAAUUGACAUUUUUGUUGGGGUA
Messenger RNA from Lactuca sativa (garden lettuce), 2049 nucleotides. The record is from RefSeq and is a predicted model, not a curated record. Lineage: Eukaryota; Viridiplantae; Streptophyta; Magnoliopsida; Asterales; Asteraceae.